Molecule: messenger RNA, 1572 nt
Organism: Drosophila hydei
Lineage: Eukaryota; Metazoa; Arthropoda; Insecta; Diptera; Drosophilidae
Exons: 3
Coding region: 138-1475 (445 amino acids)
Molecular function (GO): lipid binding
Source: RefSeq, a predicted model, not a curated record
GUCGUCAGUUCGACUUCGAAUCCGAGUGGAGGCAGCAGCAAGUGCGCAUCCGUCACACACUUGUUGUUGUUGUUGUUGUUGUUGUUUUAGUUCCUCAACUGAUAAGCAGAGAUUAUUAUAUUCGAAAUCGCACAAAGAUGAAAGUGCUGAUAGUCUUGCUCGUGGCAUACCUAGUCCUGGGCAGCGCUCGUGCGCAGGAUGAAAGCGCCGAGGCUAGCGAUGAGGCGCAUAACAUUGAGGCGAGCCAAAAUCGCGUGGCCGCACAAAUCGAGGGGCUGCUGGAGCAUUACAAGCAAGAGGAUCCAGUUGGAGUGCCAGGUGCACCCAUACCAGAUCCAAUGGAUGUGCCCGAUAUGGCCAAAAGUCUGGGCAUGGCCAAUCUGAACAUGCUGAAAGUGAAGGCCUACGGUCUGUCCAAAUUUCGCAUAGCCACCGUUGAUAUGGACUUCAAACAGAUGAGAGCAGACGUUGGCAUACAGCUAGACGAAAUGCUGGUUAGGGGCAAUUACAUACUCAGUUCCUUCUUCUCUAAGGCCAACGGACCGUUCACCGUCAUCUUGAAGAAGGUUAAUGUACGGUGCUCGGUGUCGCUCGGCGUGGAGCGUGAUGGUCACCUGACCACGGAACAAAUCAACAUGGACAUUACCUUUGGUGAAAUGGCUAUGGAUUUUCAGAAUCUUGGCUUCUUGGGCAGCGUUUUCCAGGGCAUCAUCAAUUCGGCACCCAAUUUGGUGUUCGAUGCCAUGAAGCCAUUUAUGCUGCAGGAGGCAGACAAACAGGUGCGCAGUGAGAUCAAUACAAGGAUUGAGAAAUUCAUGGGAGAUCGUCGCAUGCCGAACUCGAUAACCCCACUGGACAGCGCCAUUGCAGGCCUACGCAAAAUGGUUAGACAGAAUGGCUACGAUCCAUAUCGUUUGGAGGACAAGAAUCGCACUAUGGGCGUCUUUAGUGUACAGCUCUCCAAUACCUGGAUCACAGGCUGCUCUAGUUUCUAUCGCGUGGGCAACGUCACUGCGAACAUGCACAACAACACCAUGUCACUGCGUAUGCAGCUGGGCACACAACAGAUCACUGGAGCAGGGCAAUGGGAGGUUGGAUUUGGUCUGAUGACUCGAGUGGGUCAUGUCCAGUUCACGGUGCAGCAUAUACGUGUUACGGUUCAGAUAAGCCAACCACUGGACACACGCAAACGACUGCAGAUCAACGAUCUUCAAUUCGAUAUGGGCAACAUUCAAGUGCGCUGCGAUGGAGCCGGCACCUUGGACUAUGCCAUGGAAUUUGUCGUCAAUGUGCUACCCAAUCUGUUGCGCUAUCAGAUCAUGGAUGCAAUCGAGAAUCCUAUCAAGCAGCGUGUCCAAGAGAAAUUCAACACCAUCGAUGUGGAGCAGGUCCUCAAGCUGGCAUUAGAGAAAUACAAAAAAGAUGGCAUGAAUUUCAUCUACGAAUUCAAGCUAGAUCAAUUGGCUCUUAAUUAAUUAUUGUAUCUAAAGCUUUGUUUUAUAUAAAUCUUAAGAGUUUUACUCAGCAAUGUAAGCAUUUGCUAAUUAAAUACGUUCUAAUACAAUUACUCCA